This is a messenger RNA of Polypterus senegalus (gray bichir), 727 nucleotides long. Its product is annotated as nuclear apoptosis-inducing factor 1-like. The record is from RefSeq and is a predicted model, not a curated record. The transcript has 2 exons. The coding region runs from base 23 to 727 and encodes 234 amino acids. Gene Ontology annotation, cellular component: nucleus. Lineage: Eukaryota; Metazoa; Chordata; Cladistia; Polypteriformes; Polypteridae.
AAAAAACUUCAGCGAUUGUGAAAUGGAGGUCCUGCUAGCUGAAAUAGAGGCCAGGAAAAAUGUUUUAUUUGGCAACCUAGGAAGCGGCAUCAGCAACAAAAGGAAAGUGAUGGAGUGGCAUAGCGUGGCGGACGCAGUCAAGAGUGCUGGGGCAGAAGAUCGUACUGUGAGCGAAUUAAAAAAGAAGUGGUCAGACAUCAAAGUUGCCGUGGCAGCUCAUCGUCUGCAUGUUAGCUCCACUGGAGGAGGUACUGAACUCCCGGAGCUCACACCAUUUGAACAGCGAGUUGCAGCAAUAAUUGGCGACACACUCAUUGUCGGCAUUCUACCUGCGGGUGAGGGAGAUUCUGACAUCACCGCAGGUGCCGACAACAAUAGUACAAAAGCUGACCCAAAUGAGGAGAACAUGGUUCCAGGCGAUGAUGGUGCUGCUUCUGUGCCGACCACAUCUUCGGGCGCUGGCUGCUCACACACUCCUGCUUCGGAAACUGGUGGACGAUCAUCUGGCCGUGUACUCACUGAUGCAGUCCUAGAAUCACAAAAUGCAUUGGUGGAUGCGGUGAGAGAUGUGGCCAGUGCACAACGGGAUGUAGCCAAUGAACUAAGAAAUAUCAAGGCCGUAUUGCAUGACAUUAGCGAAAAAUUAACUGUAUUUGGUAGGAAAAUAAAUGAUGAAUCUACUUACCUGUUUUUACAUUCUGUUAACUACAUUCAUUCGACAUUGUAA